Brenthis ino (lesser marbled fritillary) is the source of this 573-nucleotide messenger RNA. The record is from the annotation of a GenBank genome assembly. Lineage: Eukaryota; Metazoa; Arthropoda; Insecta; Lepidoptera; Nymphalidae.
AUGUUUAAAGCUAUAACUAGAUCGCCGACCUAUUUAACGAGACUUCAAUCACGAGUUAAAUUUCCAGAGAAAUUUAAGGGUACAAUAAUAGAAAAAUGGGCAAAUUAUUGGAAAAAUUUAUUCAUAGAUUAUCGUCAAAUGUUGCAAGAUUUACGUACUGAUAUUCAAGACGAUCCACGUAAAGCUCUUAUUUGGACCACCGGCUUAGCAACACUUUAUGCGUUGUCUAAAAAUAAUCCAAAUGAAACAGAUUUCAAAGAUAGUUUGAAGAGAAUCACAAAUGAUGUGAUACUAGUGAGCGAUGAUUGUAGAAAUCCUGAAUCUAUAGACCAUCUUCGCUACAUACAGACUUGUUAUAAUAAGGGGGUGAUUCAUUAUAGGACUUUAGGAAUCAUCUCUUUUAUGUAUACUACUGAUUUGAACGAUUCCUGUGACUUGUAUAAGGCUCAUUGUCCAUAUUUGAAACCAUCAUAUUUUAGCAUGAUUGCAAGAAUUGUUGAUGUAGGUUUUAUGGGUAAGUGGUGGAACACUUACAUAAAGACAACUAAUUAUGAUGUCAACCCUGUUGCUCUU